CUUGGUAGAAAAAUGACAACUGUUUGUUGACAAUGUCUGGUGGAGCAUUUUCAAUAGAUGACGCGUUUGAUUCGGAUGAUGAUGACAAGAUUCGACUGUAUGGAUCGACCAAGGAAACGGCUCCUUUGAGGACGGGACCAAAGAUUCGCCCUCAAAAUGAUGAAGAUGAACAUUCCAAAAAAUCCACAAAUUCAAAAGAAUCAAGAACAAGAGACGCUGGGAAUUCCAAGCUAGCUACAACACGUUCUACACAUUCCUUGUCAAGUACAUGGUCGGACGACACACGGGUAUCAACAAGGUCCUUCUCUGAUGGCAGCAGAUGGUGGCGACAUCCUAAGAUCAGAGACAACUGUAGGGUAGUGGCCGGAUCUAUCGCCCUCACAAUAAUUGGACUAGCACUUGUUGUCACUGGUGUUGCAAUUACCAUAUCUGAACAGAGAGGAUGGCACAGUCUGGUUUUCUUUAUUGGUGGUUUCCUGUGUGUAAUACCUGGAGUGUACCAUGUGGUGUAUAUAUACCUGGCCGUGACCCAGAGAGCUGGCUACAAUCUCUAUAACUUACCGGUGUUUAAAUGACCUCACGUCAAAACUUCACCCCAACUUAGUCCGGAAGUGUUCAACACAAACCGGGGAACAAUCAAACCCACACUGAUGUUGCCUUGCACAAGUUCCUGUACUGAAUGUGGUCUCACUCCGAAGGAAUUACACUGCCAGAUUACACAGAAUAGGCUGAAUAUUCAAUAGAAUCAUCAGAUUCUCUUUCAGAGAAACCUUGUCAUCCACAUUUUAUAGUCUUUAAACAAGAACAUUCAGUUCUUUUUGUUUCAUUUUACAGGUCAUUUUCUAUGUCAUUGAAAUGACAGUAUUUUGAAAAUAUUGGAAUAGAAAAAUAUGUGCAUUAAUAAAUUCCCGGUAGUCCAAUUUCUUUGAUCUUUAAAAUGGAGACACUGUAAACCAGGAAAUUCUUACCCUGUCAAAGUCUCACAGCCUGAUGUUAAUUUCACCCAGUCAAACUCUCACAGCCCGACAUUAAUUUCACCCAGUCAAACUCUCACAGCCCAACUUUAAUUUCACCCAGUCAAACUCUCACACUUCUUGAGUAAAGUCUACAUCAGCCCAACGCUAAUUUCACCCAGUCAAAUUCUGACACUUUUCGAGUAAAGUCUACAUCAGCCCGACGUUAACUUCACCCAGUCAAACUCUCGCACUUCUCGAGUAAAAUCUACAUCAGUCCGACGAUAAUUUUACCCAGUCAAACUCUCACACUUCUCAGUAAAAUCUACAUCAGCCCGACGUUAAUUACACCCAAUCAAACUCUCACACUUCUCAGUAAAAUCUACAUCAGCCCAACGCUAAUUUCACUUUUCCCAUGUAACUUCUGUCAGAAUAUAAUCGGCUUCAUUAUGGCGACAAAAAGGCAAAAAGAUAACAAAUGGCAAAAAUUUCUUGGUAUACAGCAAUAUCUAUAGAAUAACAACGUUUUACAAUUUCUCCUGGAUGUUUUGAAUUGAAACUAAGACAAAAUGUAUUCAAAUAUCAAAAUACUCAAUAAUGUCCCUAAUAGUGUCCAGUUGAGUGAUAUAAAUGUGUGUUCUCUGAUGUCUAUAGACUUGUACAGUAUUGAGAUAUAUUAGUGUAUAUAUGGAGGAGUUCUAUGGGCCUGUUGUGUAUGUAAUUAAUUGUGUGUGAAAACUACCUGUGCAAUAUAGUAAUUUAUGAUGUAAGAGAGUGACCUUAUAAAAAACUAGGUGGAAUUUCUAUACUAGUAACCUAAUCACCUACAAUAAAAUAUUUACAAUAUGGGUAAGUUCACUUAUAUGCAACAUUACAGGGAUAAGAAAUAACCUAUAUAAGUGGAUCAUGGGAUAAUUUCUACAGGAUUCGAUGAGUCUAUAACCUAUGAGUUAGGUUUGUCCCGGAGUAUAGCUUCAGUAUUAUGCUUAUAAAUGAGGGAUGUACAUUUGUUCUAUUUUAUGUACAACUUAGCCUGACCCAUAACUUUAUACUAAGGAAUAUAAAUAAACCUGUAAACCUCAUUCUAUAGGGUGUAAGUAAGCUUAUAUAACAUUGUUCUACAGGAUGUAAGUAAGCUUAUAUAACAUUGUUCUAUAGGAUGUCAGUAAGCCUAUGUAACAUUGUUUUAUGCGAUGUAAGUUAACCUACAUUACUUUGUUCUGUGGGAACUAGUUUACACAGAAAUGGUGUGAUCAACUGAUAUUGCUCUUGAUGUGUGUGUUUACCAGUAUAACUCUGUUUAAGGAAAACAAAAACUCUGCAAUAUUAAUAAAUAUUGUUCUUCAUUCUUUAAAUCAAUGAUUUUCUAUCCAUAUAGAAAAUAUUAUACUAACAUGUAUUAUCCCAUCAGAUAUUUAUUGCCCAUUGAAAUGUCAAACAGGUUGAUUCCGUUACUAGGAUGUGUCUCACCUGGAGAUGAUACCCACCUGUCGAUACACUGUUAUGUUGUGAUUAGUUUAUUAAGGAUAUAUUAGGUUGAUAUUUGUAAAUACAUCUGUAUAUAAAUGUUUUAGGUUGUGUAAAUAUGUGUUUUUACGAAGGUGAGAUGAUAAUAUGUUUAAUAUGACAAUAAAACCUUACUAAUCUGACAUCUUGGGGGGGCUACAAUAAAAAACUUUUUAAUAUGACAUCCAGCUACAAAACCGGUAGGAUAUGACAUUCUAUAAUAAAAACUUUUUUAUUAGUCAUCUUGCAAAAAAACCUUUGUAAUCUGACAUCCUACAAUAUAACCUUAAUAAUCUGACAUCCUUCAAACAAAACCUUUGUUAUCUGACCUAAACAAAACCUUUGUAAUCUGACCUAAACAAAACCUUUGUAAGCUGACCUCCAAAACAAAACCUUCAUAAUAUGACAUCUUUUGAACAAAACCUUUGUUAUCUGACAUCCUACAGUGAAACCUCUGUAAUAUGACAUCCACAAACUAAUCCUUUGUAAUUUGUCAUCCUAUAAUAAAUAAUAAACCCUUUGUAAUCUGUCAUCC
This is a messenger RNA of Mizuhopecten yessoensis (Yesso scallop), 2994 nucleotides long. Its product is annotated as transmembrane protein 134-like. Lineage: Eukaryota; Metazoa; Mollusca; Bivalvia; Pectinida; Pectinidae. The record is from RefSeq and is a predicted model, not a curated record. The coding region runs from base 33 to 575 and encodes 180 amino acids. The transcript has 7 exons.